This is a messenger RNA of Colias croceus (clouded yellow), 2238 nucleotides long. It is a transcript of the gene Hinfp, whose product is annotated as histone H4 transcription factor. Gene Ontology annotation, biological process: regulation of DNA-templated transcription. The record is from RefSeq and is a predicted model, not a curated record. Gene Ontology annotation, molecular function: RNA polymerase II cis-regulatory region sequence-specific DNA binding; DNA-binding transcription factor activity, RNA polymerase II-specific. NCBI's taxonomy places the organism in Eukaryota, Metazoa, Arthropoda, Insecta, Lepidoptera, Pieridae. The transcript has 8 exons. Bases 190 to 2079 code for a protein of 629 amino acids.
CAUUAUUUGUUUUCAAAAGUGAAGCAGUGUAGUUUUCUUCAAUUCAAUAAUCAAACUUCAAAGAAAUGUUAGAAAUCUGGAUGAAAUGCCUCCUAGAUAAAUAUGUUGAUAAAUAGUUAGAUUGGUGUUAUAGUUAUCCUGUGUUACAACUUACAAACGCGUUCGCAGCAUAUAAUACGGCAUACUAACAUGGCUGAAAAUAAACAACAAAGUAUUACAACGAAAGAACGAAUUGCUCGAUGUUUAGAAUGGCUAAAGACGCAGAAUAAUCCGAAAAAGCUAUCUUUACAAAAUAAAAAUGAUAUUCAAUUUAUCAUCGAAACAAAUGCACAUCGAAAGAAGUUCUUUUUAACUGCUGAAGAUGACGCGACUGUACCGGCGGGAGUUGAUGACAUUGAGCUCGAACCAAGAAAUGUGCCUGUAAAAUAUUUACGCACACAACAGCUUUGUUUGGAGUGUGAGUGGCCAUCUUGCCGUCUAUUUUUCUCCAAUUAUAUUGCAUUUCAAGUGCAUGUGACCAGCCAUGUGGGGAAUGUACAUGUUAUAGAGAAGGAUGGAGAGAUUGAAUAUGUAUGUUUAUGGGAUGUCUGUGGGCACAAGACAACAGACAAAUAUGAGAUUGUUCGUCACAUAAACUAUCAUGCGUAUCAUGCUAAGCUGUUAGCGAUAGGAUUUAAUGCAAGAGCCACUUUAAAACUGGAGAGAUGUAAGAAAGAUUCAACGAAAAGAAAUGUACUUCCGCCCUUGAAGGGUGACCAUGUUUGCAUGUGGUAUGAAUGUAAAGAAUAUUUCAAUUCUAUGCAGAACUUUCUCGACCAUGUCAAAGAGCACAUAAAGAGUUAUGACAUAAAGGAGAUGGUUUGUUCAUGGGCGGGGUGUGGAAUGUCAUUCUACCACCGCGGCAUGUUCGCUACACAUGUGAGAUCACAUACGGGGGAGCGGUUGAUUGCUUGCUAUCAUUGUGGACAUCAUUUUGCGCUGAAUAGAAAGCUGUUGAACCAUCUUUUGAGACAGAACGUGGACCCAUCGCUCGGGCAGCAGUGCUCGAUAUGCAAGCAGUACUACGCGACCGCGUACCUGCUGCGCGAGCACGUGCGCCAACACGUGUCGUGCUACGCGUGCUCCAUGUGCGACAUGUCCUCGCCCUCCAAGACCGGGCUCGCGCAGCACAUCCGCUACCGGCACAUGCGUGACGAGCACGUGCGCACGCACCAGUGUGCGCUGUGCGACCACAGUGCAAAAACGAGCCACGAUCUCAAAAAGCACAUGGUGAUCCACAAAACAAAAAACCCGGAAGACUCUGACGACUCAGAUUAUCCGAAGAAAAAGCCGCGCGAAAAGAGGCAGUACAUUUGCCAUAUGUGCCCAAACAACAAGCGGGUUAUAUUCAGUAGGGGCACGAGGUUAACUACGCACUUGGUGAAACAUCAUGAAGCAAGAUGGCCCUGUGGGCAUAGCCGAUUUAGGUACCAAAAAAGCGAAGACGGUUUCUACAGACUGACAACAACAAGAUUUGAAGUUCUAGAAAUUUCUAAGAAGAUCGUGGAUGGCUACCAAGGUCCUAAAGCAACGCUCACUAACAAAUUCAAUUUUGAUAUCAAACCAGUUGCAGACGCAACUGCGAACACUCCCAAAAGAUUUGAAAUAACACUCAAAAAUGCAGUUAACGAAGCCUCUGACGACGAUUCUGAUAUAAGUGAAAAUAUUAAAAACAAUGACGAAAUUAAAGAAAAUACAGACAAAGAUAAAAAUAAAUUAAAAGAAGAACAAACAGUUGUCACAGAAAUUGAAAAUCAAGACCCAAAAGGAGUUAAAAGAAAAAAUGACAGACAAGUAAAAGAAAAGAAAAGAGUUCCAAGUAAAAAGGUGAAAGUAAAAGAAGAAAAAGUGGAUAUUGAAGAAUAUUCGAAAUCUGGUAUGCCAGAAUUGCAAAAUCUAGCACAGAAUAACUCUUUAGUCAUAGAAAUGUGUGAUAUUGAUGAUCAAGGGAAUAUUAUUAAAACAGAAACUAUUGAAUCUAAUAUUAUGUAUGGUUAUGACUCUGAAAAACUAUCAGAGAAUGUUUUUUUUGAAAAAUAAGUGGAUUAUGAAAUAAUUAAUUAUGUGUAUUAUGUACAGUGGAAUCCGUUUAUAAUUACACUAGCUUUCCGCUCGCGGCUUCGCCCGCGUUUUCAAAGAAAAACCCGCUCCCGUAGGAUUUCCGGGAUAAAAACUAUCCUAUGUCCUUUCUCGGGUAUC